AUCAAAACUAACCAGGAAACAAAUUUUGGGAGAAGAAAAUAACUUUGGAAAAUACUAGUCUUUGAAGCAAAGAUGAGUCAAAUAGAAUGGGCUAUGUGGGCUAAUGAACAAGCUAUAACGACCAGCUGUGUUCUCUUUUUGGGAGGUGUUGUAGGCAUAGCUGGCAUGUUUAAGUACUGGCAGUUUGGUAUAUAUGGAGUAUUUAUAAGUCUUGUGAUAGCAAUUUUGGAGUGGCCACGAAGUAAACGGAAAAAGGGAAAUACAACGGAAAGAAGAUAUCAAAGACCAUUCACUGUGAUAGUGAACAAAUUUGGAGUUGCAGGGAAGAACUACUUUGUUAGAUUUGUAUUUUAUUUAAUAUUGUGUGUUCCAUGCUGUUUUACCCUUUCAACAUUAUUAGGAGGAAUAUGCAUGCUUCUAACUGGCUUCAUAUAUUUUGCUGCAGCCAUUAAAGGUGAGGAAUGGAUCCCAGCUGGUCUGGAGGUGAAAGAUGAGCAGGGAAACAAGAAAAGAAUAACCAGUCUACACCCGCCAAAGAAACCACCACCCAGACCUGCCACGGCUGAAGAACAGGACAUCAGCAUCAUAGGGACAGACUCAGUUACAAUGGAGAUUGUAGAAGAACGCCCUACCCAAGGGGCAGAGUCAACGAGAGCCAUGGUUCGCCCUACACGACCCACUCCACGCCCAAGUGCGGCCGCUAGUCAUGUGAUCCAGGAUUCAAACAGCUAAUGAACACUGAGGAUAGGAUUGGUUGUACAUGUAGUUUGUUUGGACAGUAUUAGUGUUGAAACUUGGAAAGGACCUCACUGCCUUAUAUCAUAGUUUUAAGAUUGCCAAAUAUAGAAAUUUAGACCAAUUAUGCAUCCAAAGAGAUAAUUGUUUUUUAACCAAAUUAUCAUAAACUAUUUUGUGCUGAUGAGGGAUGAAUGGAAGAGUAAAUGAUUGUUUCUAUUUUAAUGGAAGGAAUUUUUAUAGAUGUUUCACGGUUGAGUGGGUGAGAAUGUUAAUUGAAAUGACUAAAGUGUCGGUUAAAUGCAACCUCUGAAAGUAAGUUUAUUGUGCCUCUCCACUCAUUUUGUUCUAUGUUCAUCUUGAAUGACAUUGUGUGGUUAACAUCGCAAGUUACCAAAGCCUUCUAUACUUUAAUGUUGUUUGAUACCUUGUGAAAUUAACUGUACAAUAUGAUUUUUUCAGCCUACAGGUUGUUUAAAAAAACAUGAUACAACUUAAGACAUAAGCCAGGUCUAUUGUGUGCUUAAUGAUAUUAUUUAUACAGGGGGAUUGUUUACUCAUAUUGCAAAAUCAGUUGUUCAAGGCCAUCAUACAGUUAAGUUAGACAAAUUUAUAUGGGUCUAAAUACAAAUAUGUCCACCUGAUUGACUUAGUAGUUUGGGACAUUGGGACUUGUGACAAUAUCUUAUAAAGCAUUUAUUCAGUCAACUUGGUUACUCACACAAGUGUUAAGGGCCACCAAAGAAUAAAGUUAGGUAACUAAAUAUGACCCUUAAUACUAAUUAUGAUCCCUAAUUGAGAAUGAUGGGUUAAAGUGUUUCGGCUUUGAAUUAUGGCUUUAUCCGAAAUCCAUUUUAUUUAUUGGCUUGAUUCUUCACCCAAGUGUUAAGGGCCAUCAAUCGAUUAAGUUAGACAUCUUUAUAUGAUUUUACAUAAUUAGUACAAAAUAUGGCCCCUGAUUGACUUAUAAAGAUUGGUUUAAGUUUUCCAGAACAUUGAGGCUUUUAAUCAUAUCUCAAAAAUGAAAGAAGUUAUCGCCAUAUGAUUUUCGAACCAACUAAUAGACCUUGUUUUUGACAUUCACAUUUUUCAUCAAUUAUGUAUUUUAUUUGGUAAAAUAUGGCACGGUCGAAGCAGCAUAUAGUCAAACGUGCUGUCUUAUAACAGCUGUUGUUACUAAGUUCUAUCUUGAAAAUACCAGAUAUAGCUAUUGCUGAAGUUGUAACAUGUUUUAUGAUACACCCAGUACUACUGCUUUAAAAAUUAUACACCCAUUUAAAAAAAAAAAAAAGACGUAUAAUAGUUUUACCUGUUGCGUAUGGUCAGGCGUGUGGUUUAGCGGGUGUCCGGGUGCUGGCUUUUUCCAGUAUUUUUUACUUUCAAUAACUUUUGAACCCUUUGUCCAAUCUUCACUUAUGAGUAUUGGCAUAAUAUCUUGGACAAUUUUGAUAACCAGCCAUAUCGCUAAAGUAACUCAAGAAUAAUCGCCCUUUAAUUAUUGAAAUUACCUAAAAUUGGUCUUGUCCACUCGUUAACUUAAGAAACCUAUGUCAAAUCACCACCAAAUUCGGUCAGGACGGGCAUUAUAUCUUGAACAAAUUUGAUAAACCAUAUUACUGUGGUCACUUGAGAGUUAUCUCCUUUUAGUUAUAGAAACUACGGUGACGUGGUCUUGUUUGAUCAAUGACUUUAGAAGCCUUUUUCCAAUCAUCACUGAAUUGUGUCAGAACAUAAAUUGGCAGAAUAUCUUGCUCAGGUUCGAGUAUCAGUCUCUCAAGAGUUAUGACCCUUGAAUUGCCAAACACUAUCUCUACCUUGUCUGCUCUUGAAAUUUGGCUUACAUACAACCACUAACCUCAAAACUUGAUGUCCUAUAUUAAAGAGGGGCUCAUUGUGUGACAGUUGGUGCUCUUGUAUAUUAAUGGUAAACCUUUUUAUAAUGUGACUGUGUGCUGUUGAAGUAUAUUUAUAUAUAAUAUUAGUAUGUAAAUCUGUUCAUUUUUUAAAGUAAUAUUAUAUAGUAUAUAUAUCAUUAUAUUUUCUACUUUUCGUGGUUGCAGGCAACCCUAUAACUAUGUCUACUCUUUCUCAACAAUAUGAUAAUUUCAUGUAUUUGUUGUGUGACUAUUUCCAAGAAUACUCAUAACAUAUCAAGUGUUGAUCCUAAUUGAUCACUGCCAGCGCGGUUUUUGCAUAUUGUCCAAAUAAUAUAGCAAAGUUUUUCAGCUUUUUAUUUGAUCAUGGUUCAUGUGAAAAAAAAAUUUCAUUUUCAUUUUCAAUUUCAUUUUUAUAGAGAUUUAUCAGUGAAUACAAAUGAUGUAUUUCAUUGUUUUAAAAUUUAGCCCGCUUUUUAUUACAAAUCUAACAACAGCAUUUCUAGGGCUUGGACAUAAAUUCUAAGACAUCAUUUCGAAAUGCCAUUAUGCUCACUAAAAGUUUGGUGCAAUUCUCUGAUUAACAACAAUGAACUGUCAAUUAUCCCACAAAAAUUACAGUUGUAUUGGCCAACAAUUGUUUUGAUUUAUUACUGGCGACUGCUCAAUUACAGGGAGAGAGACACUAUGUAUAUUGUAUAUGCUCACAAACCUGUGAUAUUAACUUUCACUAUUUUCUUUUUUUAUAAUGUACUAACAGUAUAAAGAGGAUGGCCUUUUACCGGUCCACUAUGCUAGUUAAGACAUUAUUUCUUACAAACAUGUGGUGUCUUGUAGUAAUUAUCACCUCACAGGGGGUUUUGCUUGUCAGAGACCUCAAUUUCGAAAAGUUUGUUUUUUACACUAAAGAAAAUUUGUAAAAGUACAUAUAUUUUUGCCUAAAAUCGACAAUAAAAUCCAUUUUAGGCUUAAUUCCUGUUUUGUGACACAUCAUCAUAAAUCAUUGUGUUUUAAUAUUAUAUUUUUUUUAAAUGGGCAUUUAAUAAUCAUAAUUAUGAUGUCAUGUACUUUGUUAUUUAAAUAAGUGUUUUAAAGAACAAAUUGUUACGGAAGUUAGUUAUGUGCUAGAUGCAAUGUUGCAAUAGCUAGUCAACCAAAAAGCAAAAAUAUAUAUAAAGUUGGAACAUAUGAUUGUGGUAAAUUUAAACAUACAUUGUUAUAUGGAAUAUCAAAUAAGUUAGAAGCGGUGUAACCUUUUCGAAAAAGUGUAUUAAAUGUGUAUUGAAUCCGCCAUUAAACACAGCGAAUUGACAUUGUAUUGUUAAGGGCUAUUCCAGUAAAACAUAUACUAGUAACCCAAUUAUUUAAAUAGCAUAUGGGUGAGUGUCUUUUUUAGCUGAUUUGAAAUUUGAAAGGGUAAAUUUGCUUCUGUGGGAGGGGUAUAGUUUAAAAGUGCCUUCCCCCCGGGGGUUAUAUGCUUAAAUGGAAAAGCCCUAACAGUUAAUUUUACUGGAUUUUAUGAUGAAAAAUGUGCUUCCAGUGUAUAAUGAAUGUAUUUUUUAAGUCGUUUUAGUUAACUCUAAGCCCUGCAAAAUACACUUGAAGUGCAUAAAUAAUCAUAUACUACUGCAUAAAAAAUCGCUUUAUGCACUUUGUGUCCUGAAACAUGCGCUUAUAGUUGAAAAAAUACACUUAUGCUCUAAAACACUAUGCAUUUAGUUCGCGUUAAAACACUGUUUGAGAAGGGUAUUGUACAUAGAAGUGUAAGAACCAUGUUGAAACCAGUGUUAUGCAUAAUAAAGGAUCUUGGCUUCUCUGUCGAUAUAUUGUUAAAUUGCAUGCAAUCCAGUACCUGAGUCAUAUGCAUGUUAUUUGAACUUAUUUGUAUCUAAAAUAAAAUUUGAUAAAAUUAAUAAACAAGCUAAAUAAA
Molecule: messenger RNA, 4539 nt
Organism: Mya arenaria
Lineage: Eukaryota; Metazoa; Mollusca; Bivalvia; Myida; Myidae
Product: cytochrome b-245 light chain-like
Exons: 7
Coding region: 73-732 (219 amino acids)
Biological process (GO): superoxide anion generation
Cellular component (GO): NADPH oxidase complex
Molecular function (GO): heme binding
Source: RefSeq, a predicted model, not a curated record